Molecule: messenger RNA, 3013 nt
Organism: Scylla paramamosain (green mud crab)
Lineage: Eukaryota; Metazoa; Arthropoda; Malacostraca; Decapoda; Portunidae
Exons: 8
Coding region: 1467-2150 (227 amino acids)
Source: RefSeq, a predicted model, not a curated record
UCUGGCCCAAGCCGCGGCGGUGGGUGGACGUGUUGCGUGUCUCUCCGCCGCCCCUCUCCGCCCCGCCCCGCCCCGCCCUUCACGCUAACAAGAUCUCCGUUCCGUUAUUCCCACCGGCAGUUACCGUGCAAACAGUGACCCGCAAACAAAACUCGCAUCCAAAUACCCAGCUGCUAGACAAGACGAUAAUACAAAAGUUACUUCAAGUUGCCGGGCAGAGGACAGCACGACACGGGACGAAGGAAAAUGGAAACAGUGAAAAGCGAGCGAAGUGACGGACGAGAGAGAAUAAAUGAAUAAAACAGAAGAAAAAAAAUACAUAAAUACAAAGAUGAUUGAAGGUAAAAAUAUAUAAUAUAUUCUUGUUAGCUACAUGUGUCACUCAAGCAGCGGAAGUCACCUCACUCACUGCACGCAAUUACUGUACAUUUUGCGUGCGCUAGGAUCUUUAAGUACAAAAGACACACUCCACUCAACAUAUCGCGUAAAUUUGCCUUAAAAAAAAAAAAAAAUCAACAGAACUAAGCCAAAAAAAAAAAAAAGAAGAAGAAGAAGCAAACCUCAACGUCUCCAUAUCACGGGUUCCAUAUCAAACACUAGGGUAAACAACACACGGCAAAGGACAGAGAGAAAACGUGCUGUACUUGUGUGGCACCCCCUAAGAGAAGAAACGUACAUUUUACACCGCCAUCAAGAGGAAUAGCGAGGGAGCAGCAGAGGCUAUUUAAAACAGCAGGAAGCACAGCAGAAAACGAAGCUAUCAAAGACAUUUCCAGCCGCUGUGUCCUGUUUCCUCUCUCUCUCUCUCUCUCUCUCUCUCUCUCUCUCUCUCUCUCUCUCUCUCUCUCUCUCUCUCUCUCUCUCUCUCUCUCUCUUUCGCUUCAUACAUGCAUGAUGGCCAGGCGUACCAACCCUUCACGUUAACCUGCCGAAACGAGGACGCUUACUGAGUCUUGUAAUCGAUAACAGACAGUCCGGGAAGAGGUCACCGCCGCAACGCAGAAGGAAGUGGGGAAACAGUAAGAUAAAAAAAAGAAAAAGAAAAAAAGAAAAAAAAAGGCUGGAAAGGAUGAAACAGUGAACACCAACGGAAUAAAAGGAGAGGGAAAAAUACGUGUAGUAAAGAAACAUUACUCCACCACACGGGCGAAAAAGAAACGUGAGAAAAGUAGUGAAAUGCGGAUGAAAGAGGUCUAGAAAUACGUGAAAUAGUGGAAAGAGAGAAAACAGAAGAGAAACAUGUGGAAAGGCAGAGAGGCAUGACAAUACCAAUCAGAAACAAAACAGUGGAUCAGGAAAACAAGAAAGGGACACUUAAGAUACAGAACACGUAACACAGGCACGAUAACAAACCGUAAUACACAAACACCACGGAGAUAUAACAGAGCGGAGAGAGGGACAGAAAGAAAGAGAGAGAGAGAGAGAGAGAAAGGGAACACUGUAAAAGCUCAACACGACUCGGCAAGAUGGACCUGUGGGUGUCAAAAGCAGCCGGUUGGAUUCAAGUUCUCCUGGUUGUGACGUGCGUUUUUCUACCACCUGUCCGGCCCCUCCCAGGUGAGCCGCUCAGAGGAAGGGAAGACAACGAGGCACUGACCAACUCUCCAGCAUAUCACAGCCACAACCACUACAACCACCGCCUCCUGCCGCAGCAACAUCACAACCACAACAUCAGCCGGUGCGUCAACGGCUACCUGCAGGAGGACUACACCUGCUCGUGUCACCCCUGCUGGGACGGCCUCACCUGUGACACGUACGUGGACAACUACGCGCCUCGCUUCCUCGUUCACGCCGCCACUGCUGUCCUGCCCACCAACGCCACAGGUGUGGUGUACAGGGCGUGGAGUACUGAUGAGGACCUGGGGCUCACCUGUCCGCUGGGCCCAGGUGAGUCAGCCCGCUGCCCCUGUGCUUCCGUGUCCUAUCAGCUGUUCGCGGCGCCAGGUGACCGACACUUCACCUUGGACCCAGUAUCCGGCAUCCUAUCGCGGAGUAACGACACGCACCUGAGGCCGGGCGAGUCCUACACCUACAAGCUAAUGGUGCAAGGCACCUCGAUGGCCGGGCAGAGGCAGCCGCUCCUCUACGAUCUGCUUGACCUGCGAAUCUACGUCAGUUCCGAUUACGUCAAAAAAAUACCGUGGACCUAGUGAAGCCCCGCCCACCCCGCCCACGCCCCCCGCCCACCGCUCUACACACGCUGGGAGAACCGUCGUGGGGAACCAGAUGCAGCCUCCACUACCACCCUCACCUCUUAGAUACCCCACCCCCAUCAACCCACCCACCUACCGCGGCGCCCCUCCCAACCGCUACCCACCACCAGGAGCCCCGGCAACCCACCCAGCCCUAGCCCCACCCACUAGUAGUUCUUUCCCUGCAGUGUACAGUCUCAAAAAAUAAAAAAGUAUCAACAAAAAGUCUACAGUAGAGAUUGAAGGUGUUAAGGUAGAGGAACUGUGCUCCUAGGUACGUACAUAGGUCGUGUGUUUUCUAAAGUAUUUUUUCAACAAGGCGCAUAUAUUUUCGCUUGCAAAAAGUUCCGAGCGUCGUGAGUGGGAGUGUGAGGAACGGGUGUGAGGAAGGGAUGAGUUAGGAAAGCAGGAUAGCCUCGAGGACACGGCGGCGGCGGAGGAGGAGGAGGAGGAGGAGGAGGAGGAGGAGGAGGAGGAGGAGGAGGGGCGGUGAGGUGAAGCAGGCGGAAAGUAGGCAGGGAGAUUAAUGAGGAGAGAAGAGGAAGUUGAGAAGAUGAGGAUUAAGGCGAGGAAGAGAGAUAGUGGAUUGCGAGAGAGAGAUUUGUUCUCGCCGAAAAGCAGAGAGAUGAAAAGGAGGAGGAGGAGGAGGAGGAGGAGGAGGAGGAGGAGGAGGAGGAGGAGGUAUUCGGCGGUAACGAAGGGAUAAGAAAAGACGUGUGGCGCGAGAGCGAGAGCGAGAGAGAGAGAGAGAGAGAGAGAGAGAGAGAGAGAGAGAGAGAGAGAGAGAGAGAGAGAGAGAGAGAGAGAGAGAGAGAGAGAAA